Molecule: messenger RNA, 1419 nt
Organism: Halichondria panicea
Lineage: Eukaryota; Metazoa; Porifera; Demospongiae; Suberitida; Halichondriidae
Exons: 5
Coding region: 87-1262 (391 amino acids)
Source: RefSeq, a predicted model, not a curated record
AAAGAAGGCUAUGCGCAUGCCAGAUAGAGAAGCCAAUCAAUGCCAAGAACAGUUUUUGUCAACUCUUUUUUGUGAAUUUAUCUAGAAUGGCCACACCAUCGAUAUCUCCGGUGCUUGAUGAUCAGGACCAGAACCAAACAUCACAGGCUAGCUCUACCAUCCCAAGUGAGACUCAGACUCUGAGUCAGAGUGAAGAGGAUAAAGUCGAAAAUGUUGUUCGCCUGUCUGAGCACGAGUUUCUCCUAUCAGAUCUCUGGAAAUACGAGAAAGCAUCAGAGGGUCUAAAGUGGGAGACGUGGCUAAAAGAAAACUAUGAUGAUCUGGUGGAUGAUAAUCCCCUCAAUGUGAGGUACACGUAUCAAGACUCAAUUGACAAACUUGAUAAGAAAUUCCGAGGAACUGCAACUCAUGGCCUAGCUAGGAGCAGUACAUCUUUCACUUUUGAAAGAAUGCAGAAAAUGAUUUCUAAGAUGCCUCCCGAACAACUUGUUAAAACGGAUAAGGAUGAAGAUUUGCCAGUUCAUAGUGCUAUUCAGAGUGGGAUUAGAGUCAAUCAAAACAAGAUAGGUCUUUUCGUCAAGGGAGAUUCUCAGCAAAUUAGUUAUAUUCUGCGUGCAAAAAACGGUAAUGGAAAAACUCCCAUCGAAUUAGCUUUCGAAAUGCAACACCGUGCAGCAGUCAAGCUACUGUUUAACCUGUGUGUUCAGCACAAUGUUCUAUCCAAUCUGACAGGAAUCAAGUUUAAUCUGGGUGACCGAAGUAACACUCUUCUCCACAUUGCUUGUAGAGAGGGUAUGUGGUCAUGGUUCCUUGACAUCGUUAUUGACGCAUGUAAACAAGUUCAACACGAUAUCCUUCCUGCUAUGCAAGUUCUGGAUAAAGAGGAUCACACACCUUUUCACUAUCUCAUGAACUGUAUUCCAUAUGAUCGUAACGAGUUGGAUACGUUUAGAGUAGUGCUAGAUUUAAUGGAAAAAAAUGGAGUUGACAUUAAUAAAAUAUACACCGAUUCGAACGAAAGGACAAUGCUUCAUAAAGCCCAACGCAGCAACAACACACAUGCAGUAUCUUUGCUAGUACAUGGCUAUAAACACAGAGAUUUUCCUGACACGCAAGGGAUUAAACCGUCUCAGAGAGACCACCACAUCGAGGUAAGUGGUGUCUUCUCUCCACAAUCGUAUUCCAGAGACGGCACUCCCUUCCCUGGUCCUGAUCAAGUGUCCGAACAUCAGCCGGUGGUGAGUAGUGAUGAGACAACUUAAUUUGUUUAUUAUCUCCAUCAAACACAUUUGACUUUGUGCAUGAACAAGAAUGCAGCCUUGUAAAUAAUUUUUUGUAGUACACGUUAUGCAACUUGAACUGCAUGCAAAAAAUCUUGUCUGCUUAUGUGAUAUUGUUGUGAUAUUGUUGUGAUAAUUA